Molecule: messenger RNA, 513 nt
Organism: Notothenia coriiceps (black rockcod)
Lineage: Eukaryota; Metazoa; Chordata; Actinopteri; Perciformes; Nototheniidae
Product: transforming protein RhoA-like
Exons: 2
Biological process (GO): small GTPase-mediated signal transduction
Molecular function (GO): GTPase activity; GTP binding
Source: RefSeq, a predicted model, not a curated record
AUUGAUAUAUUCCUUGGCCCCGCCCCUCGCAGUGAUUUCCCUGGCAGUAAUGCAGUGGUGUUGCAGGUGGAGCUGGCCCUCUGGGACACGGCGGGUCAGGAGGACUACGACCGGCUGAGGCCCCUCUCCUACCCCGACACUGAUGUCAUCCUCAUGUGUUUCUCCGUGGACAGCCCCGACAGCUUGGAGAACAUCCCGGAGAAGUGGACUCCUGAGGUGAAGCACUUCUGUCCCAACGUGCCCAUCAUUCUGGUGGGGAACAAGAAAGACCUGCGUAAUGACGAUCACACACGCCGAGAGCUGGCUAAGAUGAAACAGGUCAGUCCUGUAUGGAGCUCAAUCCCAUGCCUCUGGAGUUCUGUAUACAUCAAUAAUAUCUACCUAAGUAUGUACUACAAGCUAUCCUGCAUGUACAGUAACGUUACUGUCAGAUCAAACUUCUUUAUAAAUGUACCCAAUAUCAGAUUUCUGUGUGAACCGGUCGUAGUCCUGAACUGAGAAAACACAGCACAG